Molecule: messenger RNA, 1894 nt
Organism: Armigeres subalbatus
Lineage: Eukaryota; Metazoa; Arthropoda; Insecta; Diptera; Culicidae
Product: cell cycle checkpoint protein RAD17-like
Biological process (GO): DNA damage checkpoint signaling; mitotic DNA replication checkpoint signaling; DNA repair
Molecular function (GO): DNA clamp loader activity; chromatin binding
Source: RefSeq, a predicted model, not a curated record
UGAACGAUCCCUUAACAUCCUUUUGUUGCACAGAAUCCAUCUCCAGAAUGUAAACAAUCGAAAGAGAAGAUCGAAUCGGGCUCAAAACGAAAAAACCAAACGCGAAAAACCAAAAUCAGCAAAAAUUACGAACCACUCGAAACUAUGUCUGGAAAUAAAUCCAAAGGUUGGUUCAAAUCUGCGUUCGACUUCGAAGGGAAAGUAACAACACCAACGGUCAAACGCAGUUCUUCCACGAGUCAUCGUUGGCCAACAUCACCGAGCUCUGUAGCUACCGUAGCUACACUAACUGCUCCGUUGGACACUUCUUCCUCCAAGAAACCUAAGCUAAGCCGAAGCACGAGUUUGACGGUCCAACAGAAGCCGACACCUGUUGCACGUACCGAUGCGGAAUUGCGCCAGUUCGACUGGUCUGUCGAUCUGGCUCCAAAGUCUGUCACGGAUUUGGCGGUCCAUUAUAAGAAGAUCGAGGAAGUCCAACAGUGGUUCCGAACGUACGACCGAAUCAAGGAAACGGAUCCCACUGCCAUCCUGUUGGUUUCCGGACCGGCGGGUUGCGGCAAGAGUACGACCGUGAAAACGAUCGCCUCUGAGUUCCAGUAUCAGGUUUCCGAAUGGACCACCCCGGUGGACGUAGAUCUUUUCUAUCAUGAUAACUAUGACUUCGACGGUGGAACAAAAGAGGAGCUUACUUUCCGGGAGAAUCAGAAGGACCAGUUUGAUUCGUUCCUGUACAAAACAUCCCGAUAUUGUUCGAUUUUCGAAGGCGAAUCGGAUAACAAGCUUUUGCUAGUGAAGGACAUUCCAAACGCGUUUUUGCGCGAUCCGGAAACGCUUAAGGCAUCGCUUGAAGCCUACCAGGACACGGGGGCGUCGCCGCUGGUUUUCAUCGCAACGGACACGUCGAGCAAGAAGCUCGACAUUGUGUACAACUUGUUUCCGCCGGGUGUUUUGCAGGACUUUCGAAUCCAUCACAUCACCUUCAACAGCGUUUCAGCGACGCUAAUGAAGAAGGCAAUGAAGCGAAUCACCUCGCUAAUGGUCGGACCGGAAAUGACCCAGCACUAUCGGAUGCCUUCGCAGGACAUGAUCGACAGUAUCAUUCUAUCAUCGCAAGGUGAUUUGCGUAGUGCGACGUUAAAUGUGCAUUUCGCUUCGUUGAAGAACGCUCCCCGGCUGGAAACGGAAACGAUUGCUGGAAGUGGGGUGGUGUUGAAUACGUCAGGUGUGCGGAGCACGAAGGGCAAGAAAAAGGAAUCCAAGCUCAAGUCGGUUGGAUCGGAUGGGAGCAUUACGUUGAUGCACGCUUUGGGGCGCGUGUUCAAUCCAAAAUUCGAUGAGACGAACAAGCUGCACCACUCACCGGAGGAUCUAGCGGAGGCUUUCGUGUCGCAACCGGGUGCGAUGAUAUCGUUGAUCCAUUCGAACUAUGUCAACCGGUUUACCGACAUUGACGACAUCGUUGGGGCGGCGGAUGUUCUCAGUUUGGCCGACGUAAUUACGAGCAGCAGCUUCCGGGAGGACCAAUUGACCGGACAUGGGCUGAACUUGGUUGAGGGAAUGAUGAUGCACAACCGGAAGACGGCCGCUGGAUGGCAGCAGAUUAGGAAAAAGAAAACCUUUGAUAAACCGAGCGUUAGCAACCACGAACAGCAGUUGAGAAAAUUUGGUCUUGAAACGUCUUCUAUCUCGGCAGGAUUGUUUGUGACAGACUAUAAAAAAUAUUUAGAUAUUAUAAAAAAGGCGGCGAAGGGAUAGAUUUAUUUGUUUUAAAAUAGUAUAGAAUAAAUUUUCAUAAAUAUGAUGGCUAGAAAUUAUGCAUAUAAACUAAAAUAUAUGUUUUAAUGUUUGUUAUUCUAAUGAAGAUCGAAAUAAUAAGACUUGUUAAAUAUUA